AUGGAUGCCACAGAGAGCAAGGCCUCCGUGGUUAUAAAGUUCCACAACAUUGUGAAUGAAACCACCUCCCACUUUUGUCCAUCAUUGCAGCAAAUCCCCCUCACUGCAAACCCGUCCAUUCUCCUCCAUGUGCUCUCAUCCUACGGGCUGGAACCCAAGGAUUUGGCUGCUUUGGAGGCUACAUGUAAGUUCUUCAGAAGCCCUGCAAACUUUGAGCCAGAUGGCACACUGUCUCUCCCAGACAUUGCAGCAUAUGAUACUUGCUGCCAAAAGGACAUCUUGAAGUCAAUGAAGAAUGAGGAAAAAGAGAGGUUGAAGCAGCGUUGUGGAGGCUCUUGGAAGCUCGUCCUUAUGUACCUGUUGAUCGGUGAGAAGAAUUACCACCGUGGGAAAUCCCAGGUUGUUGCUGGACCAGAGCAUAGCAUCGUUGUCACGGCAAAGGGGGACGUGUACUCAUUCGGCGCAAAUUCUUCAGGGCAGCUUGGACUUGGGAAUACAGAAGGACAGUGCAAACCAUGCCUUAUCAGGUCUCUGCAGGGCAUCAGAAUCACACAAGCCGCAGUCGGCUCGAGGCGGACAAUGCUCGUGAGCGACACAGGAAGCGUGUACGUGUUUGGACAGGAUAGUUUUGCAGGUUUAGAAUCUGCUGGUUCUUAUACUAGCAGCCCUAAGGUUGUGGAGUCACUGAAAGGCAUAUUUGUAGUCCAAGCAUCUGUUGGGGGCUACUUCUCUGCAGUUCUGUCAAGAGAGGGUCAGGUUUACACUUUCUGUUGGGGGCGUGAUGCGAGGCUUGGUCAUCGUUCAAAUCCGACUGAUCUCGAGCCUCGCCUUCUCUCUGGACCGCUUGAGCAUGCUCUUGUUGUGCAGAUUGCCGCGGGCAAUUGCUAUCUCCUUAUGUUGGCCUACCAACCGACUGGAAUGUCGGUCUACUCAAUAGGGUGCGGCGAAGGAGGCAAGCUUGGGCAUGGAUGCGAAGAAAAACUGAGGAUCCCAAGAAUGAUCAAACAUUUCCAGACACUGAAGGCAAAACCGGUGUCGGUUUCAGCAGGCGCUUUCCAUUGUGCAGUUCUGGCAAGUGAUGGACGUGUGUUCACAUGGGGGCGGAACCCCAAUGGUUGUCUGGGACACGAUGAUCGACAACAUUAUACUAUCUUCCCCACGGCAGUGGCAAGCUUGGCGCGUGUGAAGGCUAGGUAUGUCUCAGCUGGCUUUAGAUCCACCUUCGUCGUCUCAGAUAAUGGCCAUGUCUACUCCUUUGGGUGCGAUCAUUCGGAUAAUCUGGGUGUUGAGGACGACAGGAUUCCCAACCUAGUCAGGUUGUUUCAGGAAGACGAGGACGGUGUGGAAGUGGAAGACGACGCGGACGACGGGAUUCCCAAUCUAGCCACUCGGAUUGUUGCGGUGGAUGGAAAGGUUGUGCAGAUUAGCGCGACCAACACCUGGGACUGGGUCGACAACUACAAGAAUAAAGAUGGCUCUCAUACGCUCGUCCUCACCGAAUCCGGCAGGGUCUACUCUCUCGGUGUAGGUAGCAAGGGGCAGCUUGGUAUGAAGCUUGCUGAGGGACAGAAAACUAGGCCUGCUCCACGUUGUGUUGACAUUGAUCUCGCCUAGCUUCAUUUCACCAGCAUCGACCUCAACCAUCCCCCAAUGGC
Messenger RNA from Sorghum bicolor (sorghum), 1655 nucleotides. Its product is annotated as E3 ubiquitin-protein ligase HERC2-like. The record is from RefSeq and is a predicted model, not a curated record. NCBI's taxonomy places the organism in Eukaryota, Viridiplantae, Streptophyta, Magnoliopsida, Poales, Poaceae. The transcript is spliced from 5 exons. Bases 1 to 1614 code for a protein of 537 amino acids.